Xyrichtys novacula (pearly razorfish) is the source of this 1180-nucleotide messenger RNA. NCBI's taxonomy places the organism in Eukaryota, Metazoa, Chordata, Actinopteri, Labriformes, Labridae. The record is from the annotation of a GenBank genome assembly.
AUGGACAACUUCAACUUCACAGAAGAAGGAGGACUUCAGUACUUGGUGAAUAAAAUGGAGCCACUCUACAAGGAGUACAGGCCUCCUCCAAGGGACAUUAUCCAGCUACCAAAAUCUGUUCUCUACCUCCUUAUGGCGGCUGUGGUAGUGGUUGCUGUGGCUUAUGCUAUCGUGGGUCACCUCAUCAAAGAUCUCAUGCUGGAUAUAACAGGUACUCAAGUCUAUUACAGGCACAGCAUGCUGCCAGAGUGAAGGUUUAACAUCAUAACCCCUUAAUAAGGUUGCAGAAGUUUAAAAGUCAUGUGAUUUGUGCUGAAAGUAACAUCACUUUGAAUAUAGUUUAUGUGUUGAUCAAUAUAAAUAAACAUAAGGUGUAUUUGUAGUGUAGUUCUGGGACAGUUGCUUUUUCUGCUACAGCUACUCAAUUACACUGUGAAACAAUAAGAAUUUCUUACACAUAAAUGAGGAACAAAGUUAUGUUUUGGUGACAAACUCAAGAAGUAGCUGCAGUUUCAAGUCUGCAAAACUGUUAUUUGGGUAUAUCUUAAAUCCUGAAGAGAAUGUGAAGAAAAUAUUCUCAACAUCAGGUUUUAAUUGUGACAUAUAAGACAAAAUCUGUGAAGUUUGAGGUUCACAAAAAGUCUCAAAUAUUGCACUUGAUUAAAUUUGAAAUUGUUUUCUGCAUUAUAAUGUCAGGGAUCAAACCCUAAACCACAUGUAUUAUGAUGUCAGUGUACCAAAUAUUGUUUCAAAUAAUGUAUUAUACGAUGAAUAAUUUCCUUUGGCGAGUAAGCAAAGGGCAACAAGCAUUUGGCAAAAUUGGAAGAGGUGUAUUUGAGACAGCAGCCAAACUUAAUGAAAAAAAAUGUAAGCAUGCUAUUCCUUUUUUUCUUCUUCAGACUGUUUGCUGGGCCCCGUCGAGGAGGACAUGAAAAAAGAUGGAGAGGUAGAGGGAGUCAGCCCUCUGCAUUUACCACCUAACCUCUCCCACUCCCACCCAAAUGCCUUCCAUGUGUGGGACCAGGACGAUGUCAUCAUUCCCAUGUCCCCCCCAGAUGACAGCCCGCUAACCAGCCCUCUGAUUAACGUCAUCCCUUACAUACCUUCAUUUUUUCCCUCCGCUCUAAGCAUGAACAGCCCGUCCUACAUUCAGCCAAUCCCAAAGGAGGCUGACGCGUGA